Molecule: messenger RNA, 2382 nt
Organism: Selaginella moellendorffii
Lineage: Eukaryota; Viridiplantae; Streptophyta; Lycopodiopsida; Selaginellales; Selaginellaceae
Product: pentatricopeptide repeat-containing protein At2g13600-like
Exons: 3
Coding region: 1-2382 (793 amino acids)
Biological process (GO): RNA modification
Molecular function (GO): RNA binding; protein binding
Source: RefSeq, a predicted model, not a curated record
AUGUAUAGAGUUCUGGAUGCUACGAGUUCUUGCUACUCAACUACGAAGUCUUCUUCUUCUUUUUGUGAUUCUUCAACUCAGCCUGGCAAAUCCUUUGUCUCGAUUCUAAAUCGAUCGCGAUUGAAAGAGGUCAUCCAGCAUCUCCAGGUCGAUCACCAGCAUCUAGAUGACAACGACUACGCUUCUCUCCUCCGGAAAUGCAUCGAAUUCAAAGCUCUCACCGAGGGCCGCGACCUCCACACCCUCAUCUCCAAGGGAGAGUACGGACAGAGCUCCUACCUUUGCAAUCUCCUCACCCAGCUGUACGGGAAAUGCGGCCACCUCCAUGCCGCGAGGGGAAUAUUCGACUCCCUGGGUGAGAGGAGGAACGUUUAUUCCUGGAAUAUCAUGAUCACGGCAUAUGCCCAGAACGGGCGUCUGGAGGAGGCCAAGGAGAUCUUUGACCGGUCGCCACAAAGGACCAUGGUGACGUAUAACGCAAUGGUCACGGCAUAUUCCCAGAACGGGCAUCUCCAGCGUGCCAAGGCCUUGUUUGAUGGGAUGGAGCAGCGAGACAUUGUGUCGUGGAACGCCAUGCUCGCAGCAUAUGCCCAGAGCGGGCACGACACCCAGACCGUCGAUCUCUUUAAGUCCAUGGACAUCGACGGCGUCACGCCCAACCACGUGUCGCUCAUCUCUGCGCUGGACGCGUGCGGCAGGGUCGGGGAGCUGCGGCUCGCAGACGCACUGUACGACGCGGCGUUGACUCUUGGGUGUACGGGCGACUACAAGGUGUGUACGGCACUGGUCAAUGCGUACGGCCGGUGUGGCAGCCCGGGCGAUGCCAAGCGGAUAUUCGACUCCCUGGAGAUGGCGAGCAAGAGCGACGAGAUCGCAGCCUGGAAUGCGUUGCUCUGCGCGUAUCUGGUGGGCGAGAACCUUAGCGAUGCCAAAUCGCUAUUCGAUUUCAUGCCCGCGCGCGAUCACAUCUCCUGGAACAUCAUGAUGGUCGCGUUUGGGCGAAGUGGAUUCCAUCGCCAAGCCCUGGAUUGCUUCCGGCUAAUGGAUCUCAAUGGAAUCGCCCCGGACAGCGCCACUUUCGCGAAUCUGCUGGAUUCGUGCCCCACACUGGAAGACGGCAAGACCGUACACGCUUGCGCGGAGGAGAGCGGCUACGCGGCCCAUCUCAUGGUGGCCACCUCGGUGGUGGACAUGUACGGCAAGUGCGGUGACGUGGCCGCUGCCAGGCGGGCCUUUGACGCCAUGCUGGAGCGUGACGUGGUGGCGUGGAACGCCAUGGUGGCGGCAUACUCGCACAACGGUCACGGCCACGAGGCCCUGGAGAUAUUCCGUACGAUGGAUCUCGAGGGGGUGAAUCCCAGCGAGAGCACGUUUGUGUCGGCCGUCGAUGCAUGUACGGCGGUGGCGGAUCGGGCGGUGGGGAGGCUCUUGCACGGAGUUAUCGUGGACAGCGGGUACAAACUCCACGGCAAAGUGCUCAACGCACUGGUGACUAUGUACGGCAAGUGUGGAGAUCUUGUACGGGCGAGGGCGAUGUUUGAUGGCUUGUCCACGGUAGAUCCUAUCCUGUGGAAUGCGAUGAUCGGAGCAUGUGCCCAGUUUGGGCAUAUGCCCGAUGCUUUGGAGCUCUUGAGGGAAAUGCUCCAGUGUGGAGCUUCUCCGACCACUGUGACUUUCACGAGCUCUCUGGUGGGUUGUAGCCGGAGUGGGUUCUUCGAGGAGUCGAGGGAAUUGUUUCUCGCAAUGCAAGACUGUGGAUUGGAUCCCAAUGGCGAGCACUUCCAUUGCAUGGUUGAUCUCUUGUGUCGCGCCGGGAAGCUCCGGGAGGCUCGGGAUUUGAUCGUUAGCAUGCCAUUUGAGGCGGAUUUCCCUGCGUGGUCGGCUCUUGUCAGUGCUUGUAGCGUUCAUGGAGAUUCCAAGCUUGGGAGAGAGGUGGCGAAUGAAGUGAUCUCUUUGGUUCCGGAGGAUUCGGGGCUUUAUGUCUGUCUCUCCAAGGUCUUUUCCUCCGCGGGCAUGCAAGAUGAGGUGGCGAGACUAGAGCAAAAGAGAAAAGAUCUUUUGCUCAAAUCAAACCAGAUUGAAAGGGAGAACGUUUUCCUGGCAAAUCUGCUCGGCCAGAUGUAUGGAAAAUGCUGUGGCACUAGUGAUGCCAAGCGAGCGUUCGACACCAUCGACGCCAAGAACGUUUUCUCGUGGUCUUCAAUGGUGAUGCAUAUGGGCAUCUGGAAGCGUAAAGCAAUGUUUGAUUCCAUGUCACCUCGAAAUGCAAUCGCAAUGCUUGCUGGAUAUGCAAGACUAGUGCGAAGAAGUAAGGCUUUCGUCAAAGACGGAGUUUCUUUGUAUGUGUAUAAUCCGAUGAAGAGCCAGUUGGUCUCUCGAUGA